AAAUAAUAUAUAAAGUUUGGAUGAACUCACUCUACAAUAUUGAAACACAAAUAUCUGUACUUAUAACUAGCAACUUCACUGUACUGUUCAUGCGCAACAUUCAUCCGCAUGCAACAUCCAAACGUGACAUAACACGGAAAUCGGUUCACCGAGUAAAGAUUGUAACUGGCGCCUCCAUCGCCGGCAGCAGCACAGUGGCGUUUAAUUCGACCGAUAAACGUGAACGGGCAAACAUCGAGCCAGUGCGCGGCAUGUUUCAAUCACGAGAAUCGGUCGCUCGAGUUCAAUAGGAGGAAAGUUUAUUUACGACUUCGCGCGUAACCUAAACUGUGAUCGGCAUCUGACGCUGGCGAGGAAUCAGUGAGUGUGUGGCCAUUGCACCGAAAUCGCAACGGAUGCAAUCUGAGUGUUGAUUUCUCAGUGAUCUUUAUUUAUGUGAAGUGCAUUCCACUUGGCAAGUGUAAAAUUUUACGGCCGAAAAGGGAGCGCUUUAGUGCGUUCCUUGAGUGAUGGUAAAAAUUAAAGUGGAUAAGUGAAUCAAAAAAAUUCUUCGAUGUGGAGUCUUUUGAUGAUGGUCUAGUAAAUUCGCGUAAGGUGAAGUGUGGUGGUAAGAGAGCAAUUUAAAUUACAGUCAGUUUGAAAGUGCCGAAAGCAGUGUUAAGUGUUCAGAAGUUUGCAUCCAGUUAGAUGCAUUAGAGAAUCCUUCGGAUGAGAUUCUCUCAAUCAAUGGUUCCAAUCUCAGCCAAAUGUGGAGUGUGUGUGAAUGAUGAGUGUUUAAAAAAUGUGAGAAAAAUGUGUUAUUUAAAAAAAAUGAAUGUGAGUGAAUAAAAGCCGGAACAAGCUUGUAAUAUUAACCAGAUACGUUAAGUUACACCCCACGGGGCUUCAAUUCGGUUGGACAUCAUCAUUGGGAGUAUAACUGCAGCCGAAAAUGUUUCUGUGUGAAAAGUAAUUCGCUCAAUUAUCGAUAAUCCACCGUGCGGAAGACAGCAAUUAAGUGAUUCACAUCCUCCACCGCAACAGCAGAUGGUGUUUAAGUGAAAUGAUGAAAAAUCAAUUCUCACACACACAUGCAGACAAGGUGCUGAUUAAAACCAUCCAUUAAACACAGCGCUGAACAAGUGGGCAGCGUACGAAUGGGGCAGAUUACCUGCAGAACCCAUCAAUCAUAUCCGACCCGGAUGCAAGUGGUGUGAGUGUAACGUGUAACCGUCCCCCCACCGGCGAAGUAACGGCAAAUCAAAGCCAGGCCCCAGUAACACGGGGCAGUUAAAACAUGCUAGACUUUCCCAACGGGACCACCACCACCAGUUCCGUCGGUGUGAUGAAUUUCCUCAGCUCCAGUGCAGCCUUUCUCGAGGAGCUGGGUGCGGCCAACGGUGGUGGAUUGUUGCUAGCGGCUGGGAAUUCUUCACCUGUCGGUGGAAACGUCUCCACACUGGGCAACUACUCUACGGUGAUUAAUUCCUCCUCGUCACCCGCGACUAUGCUUGCGUUAGGUAGUGCAAACGGUUCGGUUGCACCUCUGCUCACUACGGCUCUGCUAAACGUGAACGGGACAGGGUUGAAGUUUCCCGAUGGUAGCAAUCUGACACACUCCUUUCCCAACUUUGUCCACAAGGAGUUCAUAUUCGAUCGAACGGACGUGCGGGUCAUAUUCAUAACGCUCUACUCGCUGGUGUUUUGUUGCUGCUUUUUCGGAAAUCUGCUCGUGAUUCUAGUGGUGACGCUCUCCAGAAGGUUACGUUCAAUAACGAAUUUCUUCCUCGCGAACCUAGCCGUAGCCGACCUAUGCGUGGGGGUGUUCUGUGUGAUGCAGAACCUUACUAUCUACUUGAUCGAAAGUUGGGUGUUUGGAGACUUUCUCUGCAAGAUGUACCAGUUCGUACAUUCGCUCAGCUACACCGCCUCGAUAUUCAUCCUGGUCGUCAUCUGUAUGGAGCGCUACUUUGCCAUCAUUCAUCCGAUCACGUGCAAGCAGAUCCUCACAUCACGCCGGCUAAGGCUGGUCAUCGUGGCCGUUUGGAUAACGUCCGCCGUCUAUUCCAUCCCCAAGUUUAUCUUCGUACGCACCAUCACGAACAACCUCGGCGAUGACCAGCUGGAAACGAUCUGUAUCGUCAACCGGAAAAUGUUCAACUCCGAGCUGUUCGACAUCAUCAACUUUGCUCUGCUGUACCUACUUCCGCUUCUAGUUAUGACGGUGCUGUACAGCCGAAUAGCGAUAGCACUGUGGAAAAGCUCACGAGGGCUGGAGCGUCACAUUGCGCUGCAAAAUACAACCUCGUCCAGCUACUCGAGCAAUUUCCACCGGAAGCCAAGUAGCAAGUACGACAAGCGUACCACAGGUGUUACCGAAAGCCAGGUAUCGGUAGAGUCGGAUAAGGUGGUGGUGACUACCUGGCCAGCACAGAACAGCUUCCACCAGCGGCACGGUACGCAGCUGACGCAGGUGUCCCACUCGUCCAACAACGUGCUGCGUGCGCGCCGCGGCGUUAUUCGCAUGCUAAUGGUAGUGGUGCUCACCUUUGCCCUCUGUAACCUACCAUUUCAUGCACGGAAAAUGUGGCAAUACUGGUCCACCGACUACAAGGGUGACUCCAACUUUAAUGCACUGUUUACCCCUCUCACCUUUCUGGUGACGUACUUUAACUCUGGUGUCAAUCCACUCUUGUACGCCUUCUUAAGCCGCAACUUUCGUAAAGGCAUGCGCGAAUUGUUGUUGUGUUCCUUCAAGAAGAACAAAAACAAAUCGCUCAACCAGCGUAUCCCGCUACACAAUCAUUCCUUACCGACCGAUUCGACCCAUGUAGGAUUUCCCCAAUGAUGCCACGACCUGAUCGACCGCGGGUGCUGCGGUCGGUGCGUCGGCAGCGGCAGGGAUGCCACAAGGGGCAGCCGCCGCCGCCGAGUGCACCACUAAUGCACCCGGCUUCACUGGCCCACGGUCCCGAGUGCACCGUUUCCGCCAGCAUCCGCUUUUCCGGCGCAAUGAGCUACUGUUCCGGCGAACGAACGAGCUCACCAGCAAUGGCGAGGACGAGGAUGAGGACGACGAAGAUGAUCUGAAUGAACCGGCCACUACCAUGUCGACCACCACCGUGGCCCCACCACUUACUGUAAGUGUCAUCGAAACGGGAAGUUUGCGGAAUGGGACGUAAGCGUUACGUCACGGACUGCGUACGAAACAGUAUUGUAUGGGAUAUAAGUUUUAUACGUUUAUUCGACAUCGAUACUAAGGUGCUCAAAACGUUGCGUACAACGAAACUUUAGCCAUAGAAGAAUUCGGAGCACCGGAGAGGAUGGAUUAUCUCAUUAACAGAAAAGCAUCGGAUGAAUGUCAAUCAAUGAAAAUGGCACGUGGAUAAUCCAGUUCAAUUCACACCACAUUGCAAAGGAUGCCAAUUUGUUUGUAUCGCACGCCGAAACUUUUGGCCCAUUAAUGAAUGUGGCCGUGUGACUGAUGAUAUGUGUGUGUGUAUGUGUAUUCAAUCGGAAACUUUUGCCCAUUUAUGCCCAUCAUGCGUACCCCUGUUGCCUUUCAUCCUUGGUUAGCUAUUCGAUAAGAAUUCGCACUGAACGUGGCAAAGGUCAAGAGCGUUUCCGACUAAUACAGCAAUGAUGCUAAAUUCCUAAUGCCAACAUAACUCUACCCUUAGGCAUGGAGAACAUUCGAUUGUUUCCGAACCGUUUCUUUUAGUGCUCGAGUUAACCGACAAUAGCAGCUUCACAUCGUAUGGCGGCAUUGGUGGUGAUUUCUUCUAUAAAGAAAAUAUCUUUAUUUUUCUGAUCGUAAGUAAAGAUUGUAACGAAGCGAAUGGAAUUGAUACACAAACAUAAAGGAAUAAAGUUUCUUCUCUGAUUGUAUGUAAAGAUUCAGCAAACAAGAUUACACAAAUAGCUUUUUUGGAAAUUAGUUUUCUCUGAAGAGAUUGUAUAUUUUCUAUACCAUAUACAGCUUCACCAAAUUUUGGCUAAGACGAUCAACAAUCGCACCGUACGCUAAUGUACUCUACUGCAAUCCAAACAGUCUUUUUCAUUUAUUUCAAUGAUAAAAAUAAAUUAACUUGAUUUUUUUCAAAUAUUCGCUUGUUUUUGAAAUUGAACAUUGAAUAUGUUUUAUUGGAAUGUUUUCAUCAUAUUUCUCUUUUUUAUUUUUGUUUGCUUUUGUAAGUAAACUAAAAUUUUAAUUAAGCUUUUGAAUUAUGGAAUGCUUUCGCACAAAUAACUUCAAAUAACGAUACUGUGAUAAAGUUGAACAAAAUCUGGAUGAAUGAUAGCUACAAGAUAAAGGAAACAAUGGGAAGUACGAGAUCGAGGCGUUUGCCACAAAGGAGAGCACUUGUAUAACUGUACGAAAAACAUGACGAGCAAACUGUUUGCCAAUAGUGGAAUCAAUUACCUUUUUAUGUAAACCGGAUGAAAUGCGUAAACAGUUAAGAUACAGAUUGAAUUCGUAACAAAAAAUAAGAAAAAAAAACGACAAAACAAUAUGAAAACACAUUUGCAAAAAAAAAAAGGUUUGAAACAUUGAAAGACUCCGAAAGUCGGACAAAGCGACGAGCACGUAUUAAAGCGUAGAAAUCUACAUCAAAGCUUAUUUUAAUGCAGUAUCAUCAAUACGUAUUAGCUCGUACUUAACAUCCUGCACAGAGGAGUAUAAUUCGUCUGACGAUGAGUGUCGUGUCGUACCGUGUCAUACUGGGUUGCCAAAGCAGAUUUGUUGAAUAUUGCAUCUAACUAAUGUUGAGAUAAAAUGAAGACUAUAUUUAAAGAAAUAUAUUUUUUCACAUUAAAAUUGUAACAGUUCGGUAGCAUGAUCGUAAGGAUACGUUUCGAUUGUAAAAAAGAAUGAAACUUAUAGUGGUAUGAGAAUACAUAGGACAGCUAUAGAGAAACAUUAUAUACGAUGGAAGAAUAGGUACGGAUUUUAACUGUAAUUCCAACGAUUUGACAUAAGAGUGAGGUAAAGUUUAAUAAUGAGCGUAGCGCUAAACACGCAACACUGGAAAGAAUUUAUUGUAUGAGUCCAAGAAUACGACUAAUAAAGUUAUAGAACAUAACUACAGAUCAUUUA
This is a messenger RNA of Anopheles funestus (African malaria mosquito), 5077 nucleotides long. RefSeq names its product trissin receptor. Lineage: Eukaryota; Metazoa; Arthropoda; Insecta; Diptera; Culicidae. The record is from RefSeq and is a predicted model, not a curated record. The coding region runs from base 1277 to 2827 and encodes 516 amino acids. Gene Ontology annotation, biological process: G protein-coupled receptor signaling pathway. The transcript has 9 exons. Gene Ontology annotation, cellular component: plasma membrane. Gene Ontology annotation, molecular function: neuropeptide Y receptor activity.